Linum trigynum is the source of this 3075-nucleotide messenger RNA. The record is from the annotation of a GenBank genome assembly. NCBI's taxonomy places the organism in Eukaryota, Viridiplantae, Streptophyta, Magnoliopsida, Malpighiales, Linaceae.
GUACUGCCACGGUGACACUUCCCGCGGUGCAUUGUUCGUCACCUCGACUCGGCACUGUGACUCGGUCCUCACUCCAAGGGCAUUUCCCGAGUUCCAUAGCUCAGCGGACGGAGCAAUGAUGCUGAAAUUGUUGAUCUGCACAAUGUCAAUCCACAUCCGCGGUUGCGCCUUUUCCCCAUACGCGAAUCACGGUGGCGGAAUUAGGAUGUUUAACACCGCCGACGACUCGACUCGGACGGAAUUCCCUGGAGAAAACGCAUACUGCAUCUUGGGUGUAUCCGAGACCAGCUCGUUCGCUGAAAUCAAAGCUUCGUUCCGGAAAUUGGCCAAAGAAACUCACCCUGACCGCGCCGAGUCGAACACCACCGACUGCAAAGCUUCCUCUCAACGCUUCAUCCAAAUCUUGGCAGCAUAUGAGAUACUUUCGGAUUCCGCGAGAAGAGCUCACUACGACUGCUACUUGUUGUCUCAGAGAAAGAUAGUGCAGAGACACUCUAGUUCUAGACAAGGUUCAAGGUUGCAAAUGUAUAACUCGCAUGCUAGUGAUAUUAGAGAGAUGGAAGUUGUGGAAUGGUUGCGGUGGUAUAGGUCAGCCAUAAACGAUAUAGUGGCAGAGAGAAGGGUUGCUGUUGGGACGGGUUAUUUUGAUGUUCUCGAAGCCGAUUUUUAUUCGGCCAUCCAUUCUGCUUUUUACGGUCCUGAAAUCGAGUCUAUGGACCUUCUUCCAGACCGUUUUGAAGCGGAGGAAAGAUCUGUUUAUGAAACUCCAGAGGUGUUGCACUUGGUUUCUGGAAGGGAUGUUUUUGGAAUGGUCUCCAUUGUGAAUGAUAUUCUUGAAUUAUCUCCUUCUGCUGCUAUGAAAUUAAGUCCAACAUUUAGCAGUUUGGAGAUGCAUCAAUCUCCUGAGAAUGUGAGAGCCAAUGGAUAUGGCCAUGCAAGCUCCAGGCAUCAUGUGGGAUGCACUGGGAGAUAUUCGUCAGAUGCUUAUAAAGAUCUAGAAUUACAUAUAUGUGGAUCUGUGGUUGCUGUGGCGAGUAGAACUCCUCCUAAAUGCCAAAGCCAUGGAGUGCAAAAUGAAGAUCUGCAAGAUGAAAUACGUGUUUUCCUAUGUUCCAACGGUAAUUCCACUACUGUUGGGAAUGUAUCGUCCGAAAAAUCAUUUUUAGGAGAUCGGAUUCCACUGGGAAGUAUAAUUGGAUUGGGGACCAGUGCUGAUGAAGGAUCAUGCUCUGUGUAUGACAGCUGUGGUAAAAAUACCCACACUAUUAUGAAACACAGGACAUUCAUGGUGAAGCAUAUGCACUGGUAUGCUCUGGGAGAUAAGGUUUCUGUUUGUGAGUGUAGAUGCAGUAGAGCUCGGUUACUACCAAGCAAAUUUUGGCUGUUUGAGCCUCGUUGUGGCAUGCACGAUAUUGGAGGUUGGUACAUUGAAACAUUUGGUCGGGACAGGAAAGGUCACACAGUGACAUCACAAAGAUAUUGGGAUGGUUGUGAUGGAAGCGAGCUAUAUGACAAAAGACUCCACCCAGCAAUGUAUUUGCUUGCUCUUGCUUAUAGAACUCUAGACAUUGAAGAUGCAAGAAGAAAAAAAAGACAAGUUACGGAUAUUGUUGGAAAUAAAUUAUUGAGGAUUCUCCAUUGGUGCAAAAGAUUUGCAUAGACCUUACGUUCAACAUGUAAUAUCCUCUUUAUGCUUCCUUCUGAUGUUUAAGGAUGAGGAGAUUGGGUGGACUGGCUGAGGGUGCCGUAGGUAGUCAUUUAAUUAUCUGGCUCUAAAUCUUUGAGUUUUAACAUACUUGAAGAACCUGCAGUAUACUCAUCUGCAGUGGGGAGGAAAUGUAGAGUCCAUAAGGGUUUGAUAGAUGGUUAAUAUUGAAAGCCACUCAAUUGGCAUUCGGUUAUGGGGACUGUUGAUAAUUCUGGCAGAAGCUGUUCUUCCUGCCUGGUUUGCUCGCCCUGAAUUGAGGUGAUUUUUCAGUAAAGCAUUUGGUUGUAUUAAUUUUUUUUUAGAACCUUUGUGUUCCCCACGUUUCCAUUCUCUACAUUACUUGAUGUAUGGUCAUCUUUCUCACUGGGAAUCAUUUCCUCCUUGCAGUAUUGUCCACCUGCUAAUGCUCGACAACAUCUGUCUCUGCAGUACGCUGGUCUUUCAUCCGCAGCUUUGGCAGCAGCUGCUGCUAAAUCAUGGUCAGUCUUAACUUCUCCAGGUAAUUGAAGCAGCUCUUCUUUUCUGCAACAUGUAUAUAACAGAAUGUUGGAUGUUGUAAAUCGGUAGAGCUACGAGUAAUAUUCUUGAUAUCGUUUGGAACGUUUGAUUCUGGAAAUGGUGUAUUACAAGAAUGAGUGUAUUAAGAUUAUGUGUAUACUAAGAAUGUGUGGAUUUUAAGAAUGCUUUGUUUGGAAAACAUAGAAGAAUGCAUGAAUUAUACAUAAAAUGAACUAAGGAUACUAAAUCUCACAAAAAUGGUGAGACUAAUGGUGAGACUAAGUAUUCAUCAUUCUCUAUACAAUCAUUUUGUGAUUAACACAAGUAAAAAAAACGUUAUAUUCUUCUAGAUCAUCAUAUCAUCUUUUCUUCAUGUUAAAGGUGGUCCGGAAGAAAUCUCCUAUGGAAUCUCAGUCAGCCUUGGAGGUUCAUUGUUUCUAAUGGGGUGGCCAGCGAAGCAGAGGCGAUCUGGUGGCGCGUGGCUGGAGAUGGGCGACACACGUGGGUAAGUGUGUCUGGUUGUGGGCCUUGCACGAGUCUUUCUGCGUGCACCGCGUGUCCGCGCCGGUUCAAUCUGUGGUGGAGAAAUUGUCCGGUUAAUGAGUGUAGAACUAGAACCUGUCCUAAUCUUUUCCGCGGAUCAAUCUUUUCACUUGCUUGUUUAAAAGAUUGGAGGAAGAGUGGCUGAUUCUUGAUUGAGAAGUUGUGAAUUUUUUUCAUUUUCGGUGAAAGAUAUUAUGGAUGAGUUUUACGGUAUACUUUGAAUCUGUUUGUAUAGAAUUUGUUACACUGUUGGUAAUUUUUGUUUAUAUGUUAAACAAAAAUGGUAAACAUUAAAUUGGUGCUUGUAAAAAAUUUGUAAAUGUUUU